Molecule: messenger RNA, 1632 nt
Organism: Salvia splendens (bonfire salvia)
Lineage: Eukaryota; Viridiplantae; Streptophyta; Magnoliopsida; Lamiales; Lamiaceae
Product: 60S ribosomal protein L14-2
Exons: 2
Coding region: 550-996 (148 amino acids)
Biological process (GO): translation; ribosomal large subunit biogenesis
Cellular component (GO): cytosolic large ribosomal subunit; ribosome
Molecular function (GO): RNA binding; structural constituent of ribosome
Source: RefSeq, a predicted model, not a curated record
AAAUAUGAGAAGCAUUGAUUCGAAGCAGAGACCUUCCUUCUUAAAUACUCCCACCUGCCUCCUAACCUUUUGCUAUAUCACAAUCACAAACCUGCCCAUUUAUUACACAAACAUUCUUCCAAUCCAAUAUUGACCACUUCUUUCAUGCAUUUUUACUAUCCUCUAGCCAUUUCCAGAUUGCAUGCCACCUCUUAAUUAACCCUUUUCUUUUCCACUUUUAACAAUUAAUUGUAGCAGAUAUCAUUCACCAAUUGCUCGUGAUACAUAUGGGGUCAAGUUUGUUCAAAUUUCUGUUUUUAGCAACGAUUUUAUGUUGUGCAAGUUGUGAGAAGGCGUCGGUGUUGGGAAACUUGAAGGUUCCGGCGUCGGAAUUUGUGGGGUCCGUGAGGUCCACCAUCGACAUAGUCCGCCAAGUGAUCUCCAUAGUUUUACAAUUCUCCGGUGCAUUCGGAGAUUUCCGGCUAAGCAAUGCCGUCUCCGACUGCCUUGAUCUCAUGGAUCUCUCUGUGGACCAGUUGAGUUGGACUCUCUCUGCUUCACAAAAUCCCAAUGUUCUUCCACAAUUCUCUCAUCCCCUCCCACUCCCCGCCAAACGACGUCGUCAGCGGCGGCGUGAAGUACGGCGGUGAAGCCGCCGGCGUCAGAAACGGCGUCUCCAAAAUAUGCAGCAAAUCGCCCAAAUUGAAGCCCCCAUCUUCCGAUUCCAAAUCCUCCCUAGUCUCCUCCGCGAUCGUGAACAGAAAUCGCGGGAAGCUCAUCGAUCAGAACAGGGCCCUUGUUGAGUCCCCUGACAUGGUACGAAGCCAGAUGAACUUCAAGAGACUUUCUCUCACCGAUAUUAAGAUUGACAUCAAAAGAGUUCCAAAGAAGAAAGCUCUUGUUGCUGCUAUGGAGGCUGCUGAUGUUAAGGAAAGUGGGAAAAGUGCUCAUGGGGAAGAAAGCUCAUUGUUCAGAAGAGAAGAGCCUCUCUCAAUGACUUUGACCGCUUCAAGCUGAUGAUUGCCAAAAUCGAGAACUCCAUAUUAGAGGCAGUAGCAAAGAAACUCAUGGAUCGUGGCUUGCCUAGUGAGAAUUGGGGAUCUAGGGAAGGUAGAGAUGGCAGACUCGAAGACCAACAAGUUCCAUCUUUUGAUGAAAUUGACCCACCGUGCAGCCCCGAUAUGAGUAAAGAGACGGAGGAAGAGGCAUUAUUAGACGAUGUAGAGGAGGUUGAUUCCAUUGAGGAAGUGAAGAAGGCUGUCGUUGCUCGAGUGACAUCCCAAGAUGUUGUUGGGAAUUGUUUGGGUGAAAAGGGAGAGUUGCGUGAUAGUGAUGUUGCAAGAAUAUUUCAGCCACCGACAUUGCUUGCCAUCGAUGCACGGAUGGUCCUGCCGCGAAAUUACACGGCGUGUUUGGGAGUUCGUGGACGUGUUAACAAGCUUCACGUUUUAGCGCUGAAUUUUGACGACUGUUUUGAUCCUACCUUGAUGAUUUUUUAUGGAGAAGGUGAAGUGACACGUCCAACUAUUCGGUAUGCGUUUGAUCCAGGAGGAGACGCCUCGCCAAGCUUGUGCUUUCAACUCUCGUCUUUGGUUCGUGGUUCCCACCUUGAGGACAAGGUGGAUUUUAACCGUGGGGGAGUUGAUACGAGUA